This is a messenger RNA of Propithecus coquereli (Coquerel's sifaka), 1612 nucleotides long. It is a transcript of the gene HSD17B7, whose product is annotated as hydroxysteroid (17-beta) dehydrogenase 7. The coding region runs from base 55 to 903 and encodes 282 amino acids. The transcript is spliced from 7 exons. Gene Ontology annotation, biological process: cholesterol biosynthetic process. Gene Ontology annotation, cellular component: endoplasmic reticulum membrane. Gene Ontology annotation, molecular function: estradiol 17-beta-dehydrogenase [NAD(P)+] activity; 5-alpha-androstane-3-beta,17-beta-diol dehydrogenase (NADP+) activity; 3-beta-hydroxysteroid 3-dehydrogenase (NADP+) activity. The record is from RefSeq and is a predicted model, not a curated record. NCBI's taxonomy places the organism in Eukaryota, Metazoa, Chordata, Mammalia, Primates, Indriidae.
GCUUUUGAGAGCUGUGGUGGGUUCUUGCUUUAUUGCCCGGCCUGGUUUGCGAAGAUGCGGAAGGUGGUUUUGAUCACCGGGGCGAGCAGUGGCAUUGGCCUGGCCCUCUGCAAGCGGCUGCUGAUGGAAGAUGAUGAACUUCACCUGUGUUUGGGGUGCAGGAACAUGAGCAAAGCAGAAGCUGUCCGUGCCACUCUGCUGGCCUCUCAUCCCACCGCCGAGGUCACCAUUGUGCAGGUGGAUGUCAGCAACCUGCAGUCAGUGUUGCGGGCCUCCAACGAACUUAAGCAACGGUUUCAGAGAUUGGACUUUGUAUAUCUAAAUGCUGGGAUCAUGCCUAAUCCACAGCUAAAUAUCAGAGCACUUUUCUCUGGCCUCUUUUCAAGAAAAGUGAUUCAUAUGUUCUCCACAGCUGAAGGACUGCUGACCCAGGAUGAAAAAAUCACUGCCGAUGGGCUCCAGGAGGUGUUUGAAACCAAUGUCUUUGGCCACUUUAUCCUGAUUCGGGAACUGGAACCUCUCCUCUGUCACAGCGACAGUCCAUCUCAGCUCAUCUGGACGUCAUCUCGCAACGCAAAGAAAUCUCUUUUCAGCCUUGAGGACUUCCAGCACAGCAAAGGCCAGGAACCUUACGCCUCUUCCAAAUAUGCCACUGACCUUCUGAAUGUGGCGUUGAACAGGAACUUCAACCAGCGGGGUCUGUAUUCCAGUGUGGUGUGCCCAGGUGUAGUACUGACCAAUUUGACAUAUGGAAUUCUACCUCCUUUUAUAUGGACACUGCUGAUGCCAAUCAUAUGGCUGAUGGACCUAGAUGAAGGCACUGCUGAAAAAUUUUACCAGAAGUUACUGGAACUGGAAAAGCGUGUUAAGGUCAACAUUCAAAAAAGAGAUAACCAGAGCUGAUGAUGACACUCUUUGAACAUCUCGUACCUUGUGUGCACUCAGGGACACAUGGCUUUCCAUUGGGUUGGCUGUUAUGCACUUAUAGUAGAACGUGAGCUACGAGUACCUCUUUUCCUUCCUUUCAGAAUUGUCUCUAAGACUAUAUAUGUGAGUGUGCGUGAAUGCACAUGAGAAAAAGAUUGAUAAAGUAUAAAUGUCAAUUAGAUAUUCUCCAGAAUAGUGUCACAUCAAAAUCAUUAGAGUCACUCAACAGAGUAUCUGUUUAUAUUCUGCCAACUGGAGCGCAAGCUAAGCUCCUUGGGAUAAAGUGUGGACUUGAAUAAUUGUGAUGCAGGCACACACUGGUCCUCCCUUUGGCCCGUCCACAGCAAGAAGUACUGCCCACUUUCUGAGUGAUGGUCUUGGCUUUGUUCCUUUCCUUGUGAGCAGUUUUCUUAGGAAAAUUUCUUUUGCCUUAUUUCUUCCUGCAUGUGCUACAAACAUAUGGAGGAAGAAAUCCUAACAAUCCUAAUGUGGAUGCCCAUGUGGUUAAUAACAGAACGAAAAUAUAUAUGUAUUUAGGUCACUUGAAUUAUUUCUUUUUUAAAAAAUAUGUUUUAUUGAUAUUGAGGCAAUUCAUGCUAAUAUUGGGCCUGACCCUUAAUACCGUUUGCAAAUUUGUCCAUUAGUGACCGACACAUUUUCAUGAUCAUAUUUUAAUAGAUAUAAG